AUGGACUUCCUGGGAGUGGUUUCGUUGGUGGUGCGCGAGCACUACCUGCGCGACGACAUUCCCUGUGGCGCGCUGCCCUGCGCCAAGUCGCCCGCCACUCCCUGCGACAAAGACUCCGCUCGUCUCUCGCCUAAUAACGAACCCAUCCUCGUUAUAGACACCAACGUCGCCCUGCACCAGAUUGACCUGCUGGAAAAUGCAGCAAUCAGCAACGUGGUGGUGCUGUCAGUGGUGUUGGAGGAGGUGAAGAGUCGCAAUGUGGCGGUGUAUGGGCGCCUCAGGGCGCUCGUGGCGGAGGAAACUCGGCGCUUCUUCGUCUUCUCCAACGAGCACCACAAGGACACGUACAUCAAGGCGGAGCCAGGGGAGAGUCCCAAUGACAGGAACGACAGAGCCAUCCGGGUGGCAGCGCAGUGGUACCAGCGGCAUCUGGGCGGCAAAGUGCCGGUCGUGCUCAUAACAGACGACAAAGCCAACCUGGCAAAGGCGGUGGCGGGCGGCACAAAGGCCAUGAGAGUGCGAGAGUAUGUGACAUCGCUGGGGAGUGUAGAGCUGAUGGAUCUGGUGGUUAGUGCGGGGGAUGGGGAGGAGGGGGAAGGAGGGGAGGGAGGGGAGGGGGAUAAGGCGGCGAGGGAGGAGGAGAAUCGGGGGCUCCGGACAAACGUGUCUCGCAGCAAGAGGAAGAGGAUUUACUCGGAUCACAAGCCCAUGUCAGCCAUAACAGCCGGGCUGCAGCGGGGCCUGUACCACCAGGGCAAGCUACGACACAAGCCCAUGUCGGCCAUAACGGCAGGCCUGCAGCGGGGGGUAUACCACCAGGGCAAGCUGCGAGUGAGCCGCUACAACUGCUUCGAGGCGUUUGUGGGCUCCGAGUCCCUGGGCGACGAAAUCCUCGUUAUAGGCAGAUGCGAUAUGAACCGCGCUGUGGACGGGGAUGUGGUGGCGGUGGAGCUGCUGCCGCGGGAGCAAUGGAAGGAGCCGACGAGCGGGGCUUUAAGGGAGAGAGAGGAUGAUCAAGAUGAAGCUGCUGCGGAGGAGCAGGGCGAGGAGGACUCAGUGGGACUCCCUCCCGCCUCUGCUGACAAAUCGCCAUGGUUUCCCUACCGUCCCCUCGUCUCCUCUCCCCGCCCCUUCCUGCCGUCUCCUCUCCCACUGCCAACCCCAUCAGCGGAGGAGCAGGGCGAGGAGGACUCAGUGGGACUCCCUCCCGCCUCUGCAGAUGACGCACCAUCCACUCUCUCCUCUGCUGCUGCUGCUCUCUCCCUGGAUAAGGGUGGGGACGGCAAGGGCGAGGGAGGGGGAGAAAAGGGGAAAGACGGGGGAGGGGGAGAGGGGGGGAAGGGGCCAUCUGAGCUGGCAAGGCCAACGGGACGGGUGGUGGGGGUGAUCAAACGCAACUGGCGCACCUAUGCAGGUUCGCUCGCCCCCAUGCGCACGCCCCCGGCAUCAGCAGGAGCGCUGGUCCGCGCUCUCUUCGUGGCUGCCGACCGCAGGGUGCCGCGCAUCCGCGUGGAGACAAGGCAGGCCGCCCAGCUGAUGGGCAAGCGCAUCCUGGUGGCGAUUGACAGCUGGCAGCCCGACAGCGCGUUCCCCUCGGGGCACUACGUGAAGACAUUAGGAGACAUUGGCGACAGGGAGACAGAGAGCGAGCUGCUGCUGAUGGAAAACGAUAUCGAUGCGCGCCCCUUCUCCCAGCAAGUGCUGGCAUGCCUGCCACCGCUGCCCUGGUCUGUAUCUCCUUCAGACGUCACCGACCCGCGCACCAAAAGGGAGGACCUGCGGCACGUGCGCGUGUUCAGUGUUGACCCCAUCGGGUGUCGGGAUAUUGACGACGCUCUGCACUGCGUGCCGCUCCCCAAUGGCAACUUUGACGUUGGCGUCCACAUAGCAGAUGUGACCAACUUUGUGCUGCCAGGCACGCCACUGGAUGUGGAGGCGUCGCAGCGAGGCACAUCUGUGUACCUGGUGGAGCGACGCAUUGACAUGCUGCCCAAGCCGCUCACUGAAGACAUCUGCUCCCUGCGUGGUGGUGUGGAGCGACUCGCCUUCUCCUGUAUUUGGGAAAUGACCCCAGAGGCAGAGAUCGUAUCGGUGCGCUUCACCAAGAGCGUGAUCAAAUCCGCCGCUGCGCUGUCCUAUGUGGAGGCACAGGCGCGCAUGGAUGAUGAGCGCAUGCAUGAUGACCUCACAAGGGACCUUCGCAACCUCAACCGCCUGGCCAAGGUGAUGCGGCAGCGGCGCAUAGACAGGGGAGCACUCACCCUGGCAUCACCGGAAGUCAAGUUUGAGAUCGACACUGAGACACACGAUCCUCUCGACGUUGGCAUGUACCUGGUGCGAGAGGCCAACCACAUGAUAGAGGAGUUCAUGCUGGCAGCCAAUGUGUCCGUGGCAGACAAGAUCCUCCAGCACUUCGCCUCCUGCUCCCUGCUCAGGCGGCACCCCACCCCGUCGCCCAACAUGUUUGAGCCGCUGCUGCGCACAGCAGAGGCGGUGGGGAUUGCGGUUGACACGUCCUCCUCCAAGAACCUUGCUGACUCGCUUGACCAAGCUGUGGGCCCAGACCCCUAUUUUAACAAGCUCAUCCGAAUCCUCACCACUCGCUGCAUGACUCAGGCUGUGUAUUUCCCCAGCGGCCAGCUCGCCCCUGCAGAGUACCACCACUACGGGCUCGCAGCCCCCAUCUAUACCCACUUCACCUCACCCAUCCGCCGCUACGCUGACGUGGUGGUGCAUCGUCUGCUGGCUGCAGCCAUCGGGUUGACACCGCUGCCGGAUCAGACCAAGGAUAAGACCGCCCUCACUGCCCUCACCGAUAACCUCAACUAUCGCAACCGCAAUGCUCAGAUGGCGGGGCGAGCAUCGGUGGAGCUUCACACCCUCAUUUUCUUCCGCACUCGCCCAACGGAUGCGGAGGGUCGGAUUGUGAUGGUUCGCUCCAAUGGGCUCAUCGUCUUCGUGCCCAAGUAUGGCAUAGAGGGACCAGUCUAUCUCGUACCAAAGGAACCUCCCAAGGGGAAAGCUGCUGCAGUUGUUGCGGCCAACAAGCUUGACGGAAAUGCGCCAUCAAGUGACUGGGUGGUGGAUGAGAAGUCUCAGACGGUGGAAUCGAAAGACGGGAAGCGGCGAUUCAAGGUGUUGGACACAGUGACUGUGCACAUUGAGGUCAUCGAGCCGCAGCCCAAUCGGCCCAAGCUGUCACUAACGCUAGUGGCGGCGUUCGCGGGGCUGCUGCAGCAGCAGCAGGCGCAGGUGGCAUCUGAGGCGGGCGUACCCGAGGACGGGCUGCUCUACAGCUACAAGCACACGUCCAACGGCUUCGCCGCGCGCCUCACGGCGCGCCAGCUGUGGCGGCUGCGGCGCAACCCCGCCGUGGCGUCCGUCCGCGCCAGCCGCGUGUUCCGCCGGCAGACCAGCGACUCGCCGCAGUUCCUGGGGCUGCCCGGGAAGGUGUGGCCGGCAGUUGGCGGGCAGAGCAAGGCGGGCGAGGGCACGGUGGUGGGGAUCGUGGACACGGGUAUCUGGCCCGAGCACCCGUCCUUCAGCGAUAAGGGCCUCUCCUCGCAGCUGCCCGCGGGGUGGAAGGGCAAGUGCGAGCAGUCGAGCUCGUUCCGGUGCAACAACAAGGUGAUCGGCGCCAAGGCCUUCUAUGCCGGCUUCCAGCAGAGCAGCGGCCGGCCCGUUCUGAGCAACGACUGGCUCUCGCCGCGAGAUGCGGACGGCCAUGGCACGUGGUGCGCGGGGGCGGCCGCGGGGAACCCCGUGAAGCUGCAGGGCGGCGGGCAGGUGAGCGGCAUGGCACCGGCAGCGCGCAUUGCGGCGUACAAGGUCUUCUGGACGGACGGCAACGGCGAUAUGUACGCGACGGAAUCAGACAUCAUCGCAGCCGUCAAUCAGGGCGUGGCGGACGGUGUGGAUGUGCUGUCGCUGUCUCUGGGCGGCGUGAAUCCCGACGACAACUAUUUCAACGAUCUCGCUUUCAUGCGCGCCAAUGCUGCCGGGGUGUUUGUCGCCUUUGCUGCCGGCAACGCCGGGCCUCCCGGGCGUGGAGGGUUCUACCGCACGCUUGACAACUUCGCCCCGUUCUACCUCACGGUUGGCGCCAGCAGCAUUGCCCGAGGCGGCGCGUCCCUCGCCUCAACUGCCGGCGCCCAGUCGCUCGCUCUCAGCACUAGCACUAACAGCAACAUCAGCUGCAACGGCACCGGCGGCAGCAACAGCACGGAUGGUACGGACGGCAGCGGCACCGUUCUGAGUGCGGAUGGUGGCAUCACCUUCACCACUGCGUCCUCCUCUGCCCCAGUGGUGGCUGACUUCUCUUCCCGCGGCCCCUUGCUGCAGCCGUCCGCCACGGCCCAGCCGCCCAAGCCAGGCAACGCCAUCUUAAAGCCCGACAUCAUCGGCCCCGGAGUGGACCUCGUAGCCGCUGCUCCCGGGAAGAAACCCGGUGAAACCGGCGCUCUCGCCCGCAUGUCGGGCACUUCCAUGGCCACCCCGCAUUUAGCCGGGCUAGCCGCUUUAAUCAUCCAGAAAUACCCCAACUGGACCCCGGCGCAGGUGAUGUCAGCGCUGAUGACGACAGCACGGGUGACGGACACGAGCAAGAGCGCGAUCAAGAGUGCGACGGGCGGGGAGGCCACCCCAUGGGAGAUGGGCGCAGGCCAUGUGUUCCCCCCGGCCAUGCUCGACCCCGGGCUUACCUACGAUGCCCGCGACCGCGACUACCAGAAUUUCCUCGCCGGGCAGGAUCUGAACCGCGCGAAAAAGGAGUUCCCAGGGGUGUCGCUCUCUCCUCUGGCUGUUCGGAACCUCAACCUUCCCACCAUCACUCUGCCUCGCCUGCAGGGCUCCCUGCAGGUCACCCGCACCGUCACCAACGUGGGGCAGUCCCGGUCCACGUACAGUGUAUCUGGGAAGGCGCCGCAGGGGGUGAAGGUGGGUGUGUCGACUAAGAGCCUCACGCUUGCUCCCGGGGAGAAGGCGAGCUACACGCUGACGAUCACGGUUGAUACCCCCAGUAAUGACUUCCAGUACGGGUUUAUAGUGUGGGCUGACAACCAGGGCCACAGCGUGCGUUCCCCCCUUGUUGUGCAGCCCAUCUCCCGCUGA
Closterium sp. Naga37s-1 is the source of this 5109-nucleotide messenger RNA. NCBI's taxonomy places the organism in Eukaryota, Viridiplantae, Streptophyta, Zygnematophyceae, Desmidiales, Closteriaceae. The record is from the annotation of a GenBank genome assembly.